Messenger RNA from Lachnellula hyalina, 780 nucleotides. It is a transcript of the gene SPCC965.09, whose product is annotated as putative nitrilase. Bases 1 to 780 code for a protein of 259 amino acids. Gene Ontology annotation, molecular function: hydrolase activity, acting on carbon-nitrogen (but not peptide) bonds, in linear amides. NCBI's taxonomy places the organism in Eukaryota, Fungi, Ascomycota, Leotiomycetes, Helotiales, Lachnaceae. The record is from RefSeq and is a predicted model, not a curated record. The transcript has 3 exons.
AUGGCUCCAACAUACAAGAUUGCUGUGAUACAGCUGCAUCCUAAGCCGCUAGCAGUGGAAGACAACCAUAGCAAAGCCGUAGAGUUCAUUAGAGAGGCUGCUUCCCAAUCCUGCGAUUUGGCGGUGCUCCCAGAGUACCAUCUCACUAGUUUCCCCCUCUGCUCCCAAUACCAAAAAUACCUCAACGCGUACUGUUCCCUCGCCGCCGAGCUAAACAUCAACAUCGUCCCCGGCACAAUUGUCGAGACCCACGACACCCUCCUAACAAACGUAGCCUACUUCAUCUCCAACACCGGCGCCAUCCUCGGCCAAUACCAAAAGAAAAACCUCUGGCACCCCGAACGCCCGCACCUGACAUCCUCAGCGCACGAGCCGCACGUCGCCUUCGACACCCCGCUGGGCAAAGUCGGAAUGCUGAUUUGCUGGGACCUGGCCUUCCCCGAAGCAUUCCGCGAGCUGAUUGCCGGUGGCGCCAAGAUGAUCAUCAUCCCCACGUUCUGGAGUCUCGCUGAUUGCACGGAGAAGGGACUGGCGUAUAAUGCGCAGUCUGAAGCCCUGUUUUUGGAGAGUACAUUGGUCGCGCGCUGUUUCGAGAAUACUUGUAUGGUGGUUUUCGCUAAUGCGGGGGGAAAGAAGGGGGGAAAGAAGGGUAGUUGGGCGGGCUUGAGUCAGGUGGCGGUGCCGUUUAAGGGGGCGCUGGGGAAGAUGGGGGAUGAGGAGGGCAUGAGUGUUGUGGAGGUUGAUAUGCAGAUUUUGGGAGGAUGCGGAGGCGGGGUAUAA